This is a messenger RNA of Carcharodon carcharias (great white shark), 1314 nucleotides long. RefSeq names its product adaptin ear-binding coat-associated protein 1-like. Gene Ontology annotation, biological process: endocytosis. The transcript has 7 exons. The coding region runs from base 72 to 746 and encodes 224 amino acids. Gene Ontology annotation, cellular component: membrane; clathrin vesicle coat. The record is from RefSeq and is a predicted model, not a curated record. Lineage: Eukaryota; Metazoa; Chordata; Chondrichthyes; Lamniformes; Lamnidae.
CGGAAGUGGGGGGGGGGGGGACCUGAGGCCCGGUCACCGGAAGCGAAGCCUCCGGUCGUCGAGCGGGAAGAAUGGCGGCGGCGGCAGCGAGCGAGUCGGUUUUGUGCGUCAAGACGGAGGUGAAGGUUUACCGGAUCCCGCCCCGGGCUUCGAGCCGGGGUCACAGGGCCGCGGACUGGAAACUGGAUCAAGCCGACUGGUCGGGGCGAUUGAGCGUCACCACGAAGGGGGAAACGGCCUACGUCAAGCUGGAGGACCGAGUCACGGGGGAGCUGUUCGCGGAGGCCCCGGUGGAUUCGUACCCUGGAAUCGCGAUCGAGGGCGUCACCGACUCCAGCAGAUACUUUGUCCUCCGGAUCCAAGACGGAGCGGGUCGCCGAGCGUUCAUCGGAGUCGGCUUCCCCGACAGGGAGGACGCGUUUGACUUCAACGUAGCCCUCCAGGAUCACUUCAAGUGGGUGAAGCAGGACGCCGAAGCCCUGAGGCAGGAGCAGGACCUGCCUCCCUGUCCGAGGCUGGACCUGGGCUUCAAGGAGGGUCAGACCAUCCAGCUGCACAUCGGGAACAUGAAGAGGAGGCAGCAGCCCCGGCCGAGGCCGGUGACAACCACGGCAGGGACCAGCGGAGCUGUGCCCCUCCUCCCUCCACCGGGGGGAAAGCACCCAGGCGGCAAGGGGUCACCCAAGCGGACCACGGAGAGCCAAACUCCCCGGACAGGCAGCGACGCAGUCCUCCCGUUGACCUAACCUUCCCACAACCUGCCUGGGUCCAGUUUCAAACAAAAGCAUGCAGCCUGAUUUUGCAUGGUGCUCGACAUUUGACCCCAGUAUCUCUUGACCCCAGUAUCUCUUGACCCCAGUAUCUCUUGACCCCAGUAUCUCUUGACCCCAGUAUCUCUUGACCCCUGUAUCUCUUGACCCCAGUAUCUCUUGACCCCAGUAUCUCUUGACCCCAGUAUCUCUUGACCCCAGUAUCUCUUGCCCCCCCCGUAUCAACCCCAGCCUAAAACUCAACCCCUAUCAGUGUUAACCCGACACCUAGGCACUUUGAAUGGUCAAUAGGCGUGUGUGUGUGUGUGUGUGUGUGUGUGUGUGUGUAAAUAUAUAAUCUGUGUAUAUAUGGAUCGCCCUGUGUAAAGUGCAGUCACGCAUGUUCAAAUUGUCACCGCCUCAGUAACAGCCAAAACAAUCGAUUAGAUUCCAGCCUGUAACUCACUCCCGGGUAUCUGUUAUUCUAUAUAUAAAACACCCUGAACCCCUCGAUUAGAUUCCAGUCUGUAACUCACUCUCGGGUAUCUGUUAUUCUAUAUAUAAA